Messenger RNA from Nylanderia fulva, 2172 nucleotides. It is a transcript of the gene Bap60, whose product is annotated as Brahma-associated protein 60. The record is from RefSeq and is a predicted model, not a curated record. Lineage: Eukaryota; Metazoa; Arthropoda; Insecta; Hymenoptera; Formicidae.
AAUUUUUAGACGCCAUGUUGAUAACAUUGUGAAAAGUGUUUGGUGUUCAAACCGGUGAUCGAGACGCUGGAAAAAGUAUAUGGAGAAAUAUGGAAUAAUUGAAGAGUGACAAAUAUUGUUAAACAUCGAAUCGUGACUUGUUACAUAGGUUAUUUUGUGAUAUUUUUUAUUUGUCUGCUUCAGAAAUAAUGCUUAUAAAUGUGGUUUUCCACAUUUUACUGGGCAAUAUAAUUGAAAGUUAACUGAAGAAAUUGGCUACUCCAAAGUGAUUUUCACAGAAACACGGAUAUAUUAAUUUCGUGCUACAAAUACUCUAUCUUUCUCUAUCUCUUACCUAUUGAUACAUUUUGAUUACACAAAUAAUAACUACACAAUGUUGCACACAUAUUGUUAAUAAUUGAGACUUUUUUCUGUUGCUAUCAGGUUAUGUUACAUUAGGAUAUCGAUUAUGAUUAUUUCAUUACAAUUUCGUGAACUGAUUUUUUGCGACAUAUAUUCAAGGUUGCUGAUAAACGUCUCUUCUAAAGGAACCAGAAAAUAUGGCACAGAGAUUUCCUGUACCAAAUACAGGAAGUAAUGGACCUCCUCCUCAACGAUAUCCACCUUCAUCGGUGCCGCCAAACUUGCGCCAGUAUUCUGGGCCCAAUUUCCCAAUGCAACAGAGAUCUGGAUACCCCCCGCCACAAAUGGGUAAUGCAGGACCUGGCCCAGGAGGGAUAAUGAGACCGAACCAACCUUACUCAAAUAUGCGUCAAGGUCCAAUGCCUACGCCACCUGGAAAAAGAGCUGCGGAUCAACGUAUUCCUAUGUCACAGCAAAAACCCGAUUUUUCACAUUCCACAUCAAAGAAAAAGAAGAAAUUGGCAGACAAAAUAUUGCCUCAGAAAGUACGCGAUUUAGUGCCGGAAUCGCAAGCUUAUAUGGAUUUACUCGCGUUUGAGAGAAAAUUAGAUGCAACUAUAAUGCGAAAACGUCUCGAUAUUCAAGAAGCUUUGAAACGUCCAAUGAAACAAAAACGAAAAUUGCGCAUUUUUAUCUCAAAUACAUUUUAUCCCGCUAAAGAAGCAGGUGAAGGAGAAGAAGGAUCUGUAGCAUCCUGGGAACUUAGAGUCGAAGGACGUCUUUUAGACGAUACUAAAAAUGAUCCCAAUAAGGUGAAACGCAAAUUCUCGUCUUUCUUCAAAAGUUUAGUGAUAGAGUUAGAUAAAGAUUUAUAUGGUCCUGACAAUCAUUUAGUUGAAUGGCAUCGUACAUUGACUACUCAAGAAACUGAUGGCUUUCAAGUUAAAAGGCCAGGUGAUAAAAAUGUUCGUUGCACAAUUCUUCUUCUUCUCGAUUAUCAGCCAUUGCAGUUUAAAUUGGAUCCAAGAUUAGCACGAUUAUUAGGUGUGCACACGCAAACACGGCCCGUAAUUAUAUCUGCGCUUUGGCAGUAUAUAAAGACUCACAAGCUACAAGACAGUCACGAGAGAGAAUUUAUCAAUUGUGAUAAAUACUUGGAACAGAUAUUUGCCUGUGCGCGAAUGAAAUUUGCCGAAAUACCGCAACGACUGAAUCCAUUAUUGCAUCCGCCUGAUCCUAUCGUAAUAAAUCAUGUCAUAAGUGUAGAAGGCACAGAAACAAAGCAGACUGCCUGUUACGACAUUGAUGUGGAGGUUGAUGAUACUCUGAAGGCACAAAUGAAUAAUUUCUUAUUGUCAACCGCGAGCCAGCAGGAAAUUCAGAGUCUAGAUAACAAGAUUCACGAAACUGUCGAGACAAUUAAUCAAUUGAAGACUAACCGCGAAUUCUUUCUCAGUUUCGCCAAAGAUCCGCAACAAUUUAUUAACAAAUGGAUCAUCUCUCAAACUAGAGAUUUAAAAACCAUGACGGAUGUUGUUGGCAAUCCAGAGGAAGAACGAAGAGCUGAAUUUUAUUAUCAACCAUGGGCGCAGGAAGCUGUGUGUCGGUACUUUUAUACUAAAGUUCAGCAGAAACGGGCAGAAUUGGAACAAGCAUUAGGUAUCAGGAACUCUUAAAACUAUCGAAACUAUAUAUUCAAUUAUCUUAUUACAUAAAGCUAUACAAGAUAUUCAUAAGUGUUUGCCAGUGUAAUUAUUGCAACAUUCAACACUAUAAUAUAAUUGAGAAUUUUAAAACUAUAUUUGUAAUAUUAUAAUUUGUAAUAUUAAU